UCUUCAGACCGGGAACAUUUUAAAAGUAACUGGGUGUGUGCAGUUUAUGGAUGUGUUAAGAGAACGGUGCGGUAACGUUUGUGCUAACGUUUGUCAAAUUUCGAAGCCCAUUCAAAAUAAGUAUUUACCUGGCAAAGUAUCAGCCAGGUAGUUCAUUUUAAUUCUUAAUGGAGCAAGAAGCACUGGAAACUCCCUCAGCUGGAACAAGCAACACUGGAAGCGACAUGACGGACAUCAUGGUGGUGGAUUUGGAGUCAUUUGUUCACGUUGAACUCGACAUGGAAAACAACAACGGGAUUUCUGAAGUGGGAAAUAAUUUGUCCGGUUUGAAUGAAGCUCAGUCUUUGAAUGAAGAGGAGGAUGAAAAUGAGAGUGACGAUGACAGCGGCACUGACCAUUUUAACUCUGAGAAGUCGGGCACUCAGCUGCAGAGGAGUGAGCGUCCUGCAGGAGGGAACUCUAAUGUGCCCGACACCUUCCAGACCAGCCACCUGCUGUUCUACGAGAGGUUCAGGGCCUACCAGGACUACAUGCUGGGAGACUGUAAGCCAUCGGAGGUGAAGGCGUUCACAGCAGACUAUCUGGAGAAGGUGGUGGAGCCGUGUGAUUGGUUGGCUCUUUGGUCUACUGAUGUCUUUGACGUCCUGGUGGAGGUGUGUGAUGUGGACUUCAAGGAUCUGAAGGCCUGUGUGCGGCUGGUGCUGCCCCUGCAGUGCGACACCCGGGGCUGUGACCUCACUGAGGAGGCCAUGAAGGUCCUGCUGGGCGCCUCCGGAGACAAAGUCCCCCUGCAGCAGCUGCAGGUGGUCUUCGAGCUCUCUGGGGACUUUGAUCAGACCGCCCUCGCUGUGGAGCACCUCAGGUUUUUCUAUGAACACAUCUGGAGGCAGUGGGAUGAGGAAGACGAAGAUGACUUUGACUACUUUGUUCGUUGUGUGGAGCCUCGUCUCAGGCUAUAUUACGACAUCUUGGAGGACAGAGUGCCAGCCGGCCUGGUGGCAGAGUACCAGUCCUUACUGCAGAGCUGCUCCCAGUGCUUCCAGCAGUUCUCCGUGCUGCGCAGCGGCCUCAGCACCGACUCUGACUCAGAGCUGGACAACGUGUCCAUGGUGGAGGGCCUGCAGCUCUACGACCAGCUCGAGACGCUCAGACGCAAGCUGCACAUCUUCGAGAACCCCCUGCUGAGGUACGUGCUGGGCUACAAAGGGAACGUCCCCCAGCAGUGUGUGCAGAGCCGGGGGCCGCGGGCCUCAGGAGUGAAGGGGGUGCAUGUGGUCACAGCCUCCUGUAGCAGCAUGCAGCUGCAGAGCCUCCUCUCUGACAGACUGCUGCCUCUGUGCUGCACUGAGGACACGGAGAUCCAGGUGUGCGUCAGGGCACAGUUCACAUGGAGAACUGUGUGCUGCAGUGUGAGACCACCGGAGUGAUCGUGCGGAACUCUGCCCGCCUCACCAUGAACAUGUGUGACCUCUACGGCUCCAAGGGGGCUGGUGUGGAGAUUUACCCCGGCAGUGUGUGCAGUCUGGUGGGUAACGGCAUCCAUCACUGUAAAGACGGGAUCCUCAUCAAGGACUUUGCUGAUGAGCUCGAUGUGAUGCCGUCCAUCACCAUGGAGAACAAUGUGAUCCACAACAACGAGGGCUACGGGGUGAUUCUAGUGAAGGCCAACAGCGGAGAACAGCAGGGAGUCCCUGCAGACCGAAGUGAAGAAGAACCCGCUGGCCAUACAGACUCUCAGCCGGGGGGGUCUGCUGCUCUCCUCUCCUCCAGCUCUUCAGCACAGAGCGAGUCCACUGAGGCUCGGCCCGACUCGGAGAGCAGCGGCACCGACGCAGCCUCCAGCUCCGGCAGGAAGUGGCACUUCAGCCGGCAGCUGAGCAGGAGCAAGGAGCCGUCGUGCAGCCGGGCCGUGCAGGACCUGAUGCAGCACCAGAUCUUCGUCUCCAUCCAGGGGAACCAGUUCAGGCGCAACGGCAUGGGCGACUUCGGAACUUUCUUCUACUGACGGACAGCUUUGUUUUUAAGAUGAUUUUUUUAUUUUGUCAUGAAUUAAAUACUGCUGAUUCGCACUGCCAACGGAGGUGUUCUGCAGAGAUGGAGAUCAUGCUCCUGUGAUCCUUCGGAGUUAUUAAAAGCUCUCUGACUUUG
Molecule: messenger RNA, 2148 nt
Organism: Trematomus bernacchii (emerald rockcod)
Lineage: Eukaryota; Metazoa; Chordata; Actinopteri; Perciformes; Nototheniidae
Gene: shcbp1
Product: SHC SH2-domain binding protein 1
Biological process (GO): fibroblast growth factor receptor signaling pathway
Source: RefSeq, a predicted model, not a curated record